Molecule: messenger RNA, 2369 nt
Organism: Mizuhopecten yessoensis (Yesso scallop)
Lineage: Eukaryota; Metazoa; Mollusca; Bivalvia; Pectinida; Pectinidae
Product: tankyrase-2-like
Exons: 5
Coding region: 17-946 (309 amino acids)
Molecular function (GO): protein binding
Source: RefSeq, a predicted model, not a curated record
GGAAAUGUACUGAAACAUGUUGAGGGUUUCCCAGGCAGUCAAUAUAUUACCUAGCGAGUCCUGUGAGAGGAGACACUUCGUUCCACACGUGAAGCCAUUUGAUCGAUUUCCGUGCAGAUUCGCGAUGACUAUCACACCGGCAGGUUCGAGCUGGAGUUUGUUGUCUUGGUCCACGCCUUUGCUUAAACGCAGGUGGAAAGGUUCGGAAUCACAGAAAACUACUCAAGCGAAAUGUAGUUGUGAGGAAGUGAACAAACGUGACUCGCAUGGAAGAAGUCUACUUUUCUAUGCAGCUCAAUAUGACCAACCGGAAGUUGCUGUUCAGCUUCUAGCAGCCGGAUGUGACCCAAAUGUGGGAGAUAACGAAGGGAAUACACCUUUACACGAGGCUGUGGACGCUGGAAGUAACGAUGUUGUGAAGCUUCUCAUCAAACAAGGUUGCUGUGACGUUAACGCUGCCAACAAAGCUGGGGAAACACCGCUAAUGUAUGCUACCGUUAAAGACGACAUCGAGAUGACGAAGUUGUUGAUUAAAUCAGGUGCUAGAAUUAACGACUUAGAUCACAUGGGACGAUCAGCGUUUCUGAUUGGUUUACAUCUGGGGACGGAGAGGUCAUGUUUACAUCUGUUGAAGUGUGGAUGUGACGUCAACCAGACUGACCUUGAAGGUCACUCAGCGCUCUAUUUUGCCACUUACGCAACUGACCUUCGAACCCUAGACAUUGCCAGGAAAAUACUCAAAUCAGGGUACACGGCUAGGAAAGAUACGGAGUGGCUGAAAAAAGCUGGGGAGUGCCCUUCUUGCUUGUUUCAGCAAAAUGAAAAAUUCUACAAACAGGUUCUGUCUAAAGCUGGAAUCAAAAGUAAAAAAGGAGAAAAGCCGGAACUAAUCAAAACAAUCCGAGUGACCUACUUACAGAAAGUGUUUCAAACUCGGGGAUCCUGAUUGGUGAUAUUGAUGUGAUUGAAGAUAUGCAAAUGAUAUGUUAAUUUGGCGGCGGAAUUAGCAUAACAGUGUCCAUAGACGACAGGUUUGAUUCCCCUUGACUUUUACACACAAAGUGCUUAUACAAUGUAUUGGAACUUACUGUAUGUUGAUGAACACUCCUUGUGAAUUGAAGUUAUUUACUUAAUGCAUCCAUCGUGUAUUGCUUGACCGCCUUGUUUUACGUGUGAUCUAAUGGCAGGUUGAUUGUGAAGGACGAAAACCAAAAUUUUAAACAAAAGAAUUGUCUGAGAUAUUACAAACGUGCUGUUACCACGCCGAGUUAGUACACUUACAGCGAUGUGUUAUCGAUGGUUCGCUGUUCUGAAAGCUUGUGCAAAAUCUUAAUAUGAAUCAUGAGACAAACACAAAACACUAUCUUCUGGACUAUUGGAAUUUAUAUUUAGGUAUAACAAGAGUUAAGGUAAAAUUUGAAACUGCAAAAGUCAGGAAAAUGUCUCCUUUAUCAGAGAUGUGAUGUAAUCGCUGGCUGAUAUCACAAUCAGGUCAAACCUGAUUUCAGAAAUGUUAAAUGAUUGAAAAUGUCACUUUUUUACAAUGUUUCUCUGUAGAAGACGCUGUUUUUACUAACUCAUUGCAUGAGAAAAUGUAAAAUAAGAAAUACCAGUAAAAUGUGUGCAUAGGUAGCAUUAUAUACCUGAAGUUGUCACGGUUUCCGUAAUUGGUAAAGAGAACACAGGUAAAUGUUACCGACAUAGCUAACUAAACUGACGUUAGAUGACGUCAUUUACUGCGGACUAGACUUCUAUCACUGCGGAGAUACCUGGUGUGACUUAGUAAUCAGUUAAAGAAUCCAUGUACCCCUGCCAAAAGAUGCACUUUUUCAGACCUAUAUAUAGCUUAGAUAAGAAGUUUCUGUAAAAAAAAUGUCUUUCAUGAAAGACAUAAUGAUGACUGAACAAAAUUCAGCAGUAGUUGAACGUUCUGGAGCUUUGCCAUCAGUGGACCGCCGAUCCUUAAGCCGAUGUAAUACAUCUACCGGUGGUGUCCGUGUCCUAGAUUUAGCGCCUAUAAACAUGUCGGAGAUAGCUACGUCAUUGCAUUUUGAUGUCCGACGGUCAGUUUAUUAGGACAUGUUAACGGCCCGAUCUGACAGUCAUUUGUAGUCUAUACUACUGGCUGGAGUGGCCGGAGCCGAACGCCAUUUCCUGGUGUGAGGUCGAUUUGGACAAUUAUCUGAUAUAUAUGACUUUUUUAUUUGUUUUGCAAUAUUAAAACUACGUUCACGAAAGCUUGCUUCUUUUGUUGGUGUGAUUCUGAACCUGUUCACGGUUCCGUGUUGUAUAUGUAAUAAAUGUUUAUCAAGUCCCAACCUUUCUGUAAUACUACAUUUGAUACAUUUUAAUAAAAAAUAUAUAUAUAC